This is a messenger RNA of Paramuricea clavata, 5792 nucleotides long. The record is from the annotation of a GenBank genome assembly. NCBI's taxonomy places the organism in Eukaryota, Metazoa, Cnidaria, Anthozoa, Malacalcyonacea, Plexauridae.
GUGUUUGAGAAUGAUCUGAAGAAGAACAACAUUCGUUCUGUGCUAGAACAAAUCCGAGACAAAAACGAGGUCGACCCAGAAGUGCCACUCUCAGAAUUACUCAGUCUUGAGAAUCGUUGGGAGAUCUUGCACACUUGGGCUGAACAACGAAAGAUAUUUCUUCAAGAAACUCUGCAGAAAUGGAAAGCUUUCAGACUAGAGCAACUUGCCUUGGUGGAUUGGAUAGACAAGAAAGAUUCCGAGCUCAAGGAACUCGACACUCCUGUGAAUUUAGCUGAUGAAAAUGCUGUACAGGAAAAAACGGAAACAUUAAGGGUAAGAGACUGGAAAUGAUAUAUAUUGUUUGAGUUUACAUCAGAUUUUCCUUAACCCUCGUGUCAAAUAUGAUCUUGCAACGUCUUGUAAAACUAUGUUUAUUAUUUAUAUCCGCUACAAUACGGACGCGAAUGUUGUAAUUAGCUUGUGAUAAGUCUUGAUGAGAACAUUUGUUUUCUUCAACAAUAUAAAAUAAUUUUAUUAAUAAUCUAUUUUGUAUUUGCAGAACCUGCAGAUAGAUGUCAGUCAACAUUCUCCAAAUCUUGAUCACUUUAAGAUCUCGGGAAAAGCUUUGCUUGAAGACCUUCAGCCCGAAUCAGAAGGCUACGAGCAAGUGGCUAAACAGAUUGAAGAUUUUGAUAAUUGUUGGAAGAAACUCGAGAAAGAUAUUGCAGAUAAAAUUGAAAAGGUGAGAAUAAAAUUUUUUGCGGUCGAUCUAUUGUACCACAGGACUAAUUAGGUUUAAUUUUUACUGGACCUCUAGGGAGAACAGUUUAGAACUGAUAGAGCUAUCCAGUAUAAAUAAAGUUAGUUUAGUUUAGGUUUCCUCCUGUAGUAAUACUGGAUCAAUAAGAGAUGAUCCUUCUGUACCUCUAGGAAGAACAGUUUAGAACUGAUAGAGCUAUCCAGUAUAAAUAAAGUUAGUUUAGUUUAGGUUUCCUCCUGUAGUAAUACUGGAUCAAUAAGAGAUGAUUCUUACUGGACCUCUAGGAAGAACAGUUUAGAACUGAUAGAGCUAUCCAGUAUAAAUAAAUAAAGUUAGUUUAAUUUAGGUUUCCUCCUGUAGUAACACUGGUUUAGUAAGAGGUAAUCCUUACUGGACUUCUAGGAAGUAGAGUUUAGAACUGGUAGAGCUAUCCAGUAUCAUUAAAAUAACAUGUAGUUUAUACUCCUAGGGUGCACACACGGGAUAGUUUACAGAUUACAAAGUAACUUUUCUGGUUUUAAGAUAUUGAUGGCCAUGUAUUAACUGAUAAUUGAUCCUUUGAAUUUCAAAUAGAUGGAGAAAUCAAACCGAACAAUCAAAGCAAUCUACUCCUACAUGGACAUCGUCAGCAAUUGGCUGGAUGACACUGACGGAAAACUGAAGAAAAUAGACUCUACCAGUGAACAAUUACGACAUGUCAGUGUCUCGCCUUUCAGUUUCAUUGGUGAUCACAGUGUAGACGGCACUCCUAAGAAAGAGCCUGAGGAUGAGGUGAAUGAAGACGAGCAGGCGGAAGAAAAGACUGGGGAGGAAUCUGAGGAUACAGAGGAACCCGAGGGGUUAAGUGCAGAUGAAAAGGAAGAACUGCGGGUUACAAUAGAAAAGAUGAAAGAUCAUAUCAAGGUUUGUGGUAGAAAUGUAUUUACGUCAUAUAUCUGCAUCAUUUAUCAUUAAAGCCCAGGUCAAGCAAAGAUAAGCGUUGAUGGGGGUUGGCGGUCACGCGUUGUUACAGGGGAUAUUUCAAACUCUAAAUUAACAAAAUGAAAGUUUGAUGCGUGUUCCAACUAUGUUUUAAUUUCAAUAGAAUACAUGAUAGUGUUGGGAAAGCAUUAAGAACAGCUAACCAAGAUCACGCGACUGUCAACUCUCAUGCACUCUCACCCUCGUCAGGUCGUUUGACAACAUAUGACAAUGCAUUGACAAUGCUAGUGAUUCUAACAAAUCUAACUCCCUAGUAGCAGUCCAGUACUGAACUAGUUUUUCACCAAAACACAACUGGAGUAACUCGAAAUACUGCAGUGUUUGGUAGAGUGAAACUGGAAGCACUCUUCUCACAUGUGACUGAGGUGAAAUUAUAAUCUGACAACUGUAUAUUGCAGGAAUCAAACCUCAGUCACAGAGCUGAAAGACACAUGCACAUUCCCUUCAUUGAUCUUAUUUCCACAUGUUUAGGCUAAUUCUCAUGUCAAAGAUCUAAAUAAAGCCCGUAUUGACCGUGUUCGACUUCUGGUGGAUGAUAUUCAUACGGAUAUUGAUGAGGAUGGAGUAAACUUGAUGGAGGAAAGGAUUUGUGAGAUUGGAGAGAGAUAUGAGCAUAUUGAUACACGACUUGAUCACAUCCUUCAAAAAGAGGUUGGUGGCUAGAGUAUCAAUUUUAUCCGUAAAGUACUUCUAGUAUUGCCUAAAGUAGUACAAAGUGUGCGGAGAGUGAUUUGUUGCACAGAUUCACGCUUUUACUGUUUUCAAAGGAGCAUUUAUCUUUCCAGAAAACAGCACAAAAUGUGUUCAAUUCAGUUGCUUUAAAAUAAUCUAAACUAAACUAAACAAAAAUAAAUUUAUUUAUACUGAAUUUGCUCUAUCAGUUUUAAACUGUUCUCCCAGUAAGGUCAUCUCUUAUUUAUACUGGAUAGCUCUAUCAGUUCUAAACUGUUCGUUCUAGAGUUUCAGUAAGGAUAAUCUUUUAUUGAUCCAGUGUUACUACUGGAGAAAACCUAAACUAAACUACAGUAACUUGAGUUACUAGUUUCUAAACUGUUCGUUCUAAAGGUCCAGUAAGGAUAAUCGUUUAUUGGCAAGGCCUGUAUUUAAUCGCCAUAAUACAUAUUUAGUACAGAAUAUUAUAUCAAGACGAUGACUUCUUUUCCAUUGUAGAAACCUGAAGAUACUCCAAGUGAACCUGAACUUGUCACAAUCAAGACCACCUCAGACCUUCAGUCUGCACCAGAUGAAGAACAACUCCCCACAGAGGAUACACCCCAGGCAACUGACACUGUAGCGACAGACAGGACUCCUGUGGAGCCAUACAGUGGUAAAGUAACCCUGGAUCUCAAGGAAUGGAGAACUGUCACAAUAAGUCUUCGAGAGUUCCUCAACAGAAUGCAAUUGAACAUCCGAGAUGUUGAUAGUAAGAAUUACAAGGAGAUGCGGGAAUGUGAAGUUGAUACUAAGGUACAAUUAUUCGCAUAUUGGCUUGACAACAACCGUGUUACAACUUGUUCACAGAUCUGUAACGACUUGCGCUUAGGGACGGGUCAUUAUUUAUGUCUGGGGGUGGCACCGAAGAGAAGUGUUUUUCGUGGCAAAAUUUUUGCUGACCCAACCAUUAAAAAGUCAAAAAUUUGAUUACCCAACCUCAAAUAUCAAUUAAAAAAUAAAUACCCACCCCUGGCUUUACAAAACUUUACAAAAGGAUACCAUUCAGUUGUGACACAUGUCCUUUACCACUUCUGUGAAAUUUUCUGCAGUCUAAAGUUUCAUGUUGUCUGCACAUGUACUUUCUUUGGAGACAACAUUUGUCUCCCAACAAAUCGGAAAAUGGUCAAGAUAAUGACUCUGAUUAAUUCACAUAUUGUAUUGACAUAUAACUGUUGACAUUGCUUUUUAGUCUCCAAUAUUUGAGUGAGUCAUGCUUUGGAAAUGACAAUAAGUUUUUAUUACCCAACCCUUGAGUUGUUUUCUUUUUCAUUUGCCCAACCUUUUACUCACUCAAAAUUUUGUUUACCCAACCCUUUUCUCUUCGGUGCCACCCCCCGCCAUAAAUAAUGACCGCUCCCUAAUCUAAACUAUUAAUUUUUAUAUAGUUAUGUAAAUAGUGUUCUAGUCUUUGUUUUUAAUGUAUGUCUACUUAUUGUAUUGUAUCAGGUUGGUCUUCACAUGGGACUCAUGUCCUGUGGACCAUACCUUCAAUCAUUGUUAUAUACUUUAUAGCACUUUUGUAUAAUUGUAAAGCUAAUGGAUAAAAUGUGCAGCUAAUACUCCAUAUCAAUUCUAAAACGCAACACGCAGGAAUCUCCCAACGACAUGCACGCACAAAUUCAGGCAUUAGACAGAGUAAAAUAAUUGGCGCCCUUUAAUGGUUGGCAAAAAGAUACCCAGUGUUUUUCAUAUUGUGUGAGAAAUAUUGUUGACGUCAUGAUGACGCCAACAUGACGUCAUUAAACAUGCAAUUAUCAGUGAACUCUCUCUCUAUAUAUAUAUCUGGAGCAAGAAGUCAUUCGGCCUGUAAGGAAAGUGAAGGCAAGAUGGUGAAAUUAAUCCAAGUGGCACUCGCGUCGGAAUUUUGAUUUUCUUAUUUUCUUAAAAUGCUCUUAAAACUGUAUAGUAACUUGUUUUGAAGAUUUCUGUUCCCAUGCUUAGUUGUUGAGAUAUUUCAUUUUAAAUUUUUCUGAUUUGGUGUUGUGUACUCAGGUGAAUAAUAUGUUUGCGAUGUUACUCUGAGUGCAUAUCCACAUCGGGCGAGCUUGAAAAAUAUGCCCGGCCACGGUGGGAUUCGAACCUACGACCUUUGGAAUACUAGCCCAAUGCUCUCCCAACUGAGCUACGCGCUGACCGCGUACGAGAGGCAUUCACCCCCCUGAUAAUAUUCAAAAUGGUGGACGUCCAGGGGGGGGAAUGCCUCUCAAACGCGCACUGGCUAGGACCAUGGCGUCAGCAUUUUGAUGAUGAAUCAUGGCGUGGCAGCGGUUACUCGAGUCGACCUUCCGUGUACCUUAUUCUGUGUCAUUGACGUCACAUGGUUACAAACAAGAUAAAAUAUCUCAAGAACUAAGCAUGGGAACAAAAAUCUUCAAAACAAGUUACUAUACAGUUUUAAGAGCAUUUUUAGAAAAUAAGAAAAUUAUGACGCGAGUGCCACUUUAAUACUCUUCAAAUCGAAGUGAAAACACGAAAUUUUGGCGAAGUCCUUAAACAAUAGAAAGGGACUGGCACUGGACCACAGAAUACGUACAUACAGAGGUCUCAUUCAGGUUAAUUCAGGUUUUCAGUCCGCCAUGUUCUUAGCAAGUGCCCUAAAGAGAGGCCGUCACCCCCCUGAAAACAUAUUGAAAUUUAAUGUUCCAGGGGGGUGAAUGCCUCUCUUUACGGCACUUGGUAAGAACAUGGCCGCCAGCUAUUUUGGUAAAAACCAUAGCCUUAAAUGUCAGGCGUUCUUAUGAAGCCAAAAUAGUUUUUCUGAGUUAUGAGCAGAAAUACUUGACCCCAAACGUCGGGCUAUAUAUCAAAUUGAAGCUAUUCAAAAUUGCUAUUCGGUGUGGAAAUUUCAAGACUUCAGCGAAAAGAAAAAUAUUUAAAAAAUACGAAAACAACUGCAAAACGGCAAAUUAUCGGUAAUUAUGUUUGUAGUUUUUCAAUAUUUCCCUUUUAGCUAAAGUCUUGAAAUUUCUACACCAAAUAGCGUUUUUCAAUAGCUUCAAUUUGAUAUAUAGCCCAACGUUCAGUGUUGAGUAUUUCUGCUCAUAGCUCAGAAAAACUAAAAUGCACUGGCUUCAAUUUCCCCCCCUGAGUUAGCCUUCCAGUUUAUUUAUAGUUCAAUGGUAAAAACUACCUUACGGUUUUCCCACAGAAGUGAGACCUCUGUAUGUAAGUACUCUGUGACUGGACGUCAAUUCAGUUCACUACGUCAAUUUCCGCCAUCUUUAUCUUCACUUUUUGGACACGAGUUCAUAUUCCAGAUAUAUAUAUAGAGCUCACUAGCAUUUAUUUAUCAUUGCAGAGUUGGUUUGUGUGGAUACAUAUAAAAGCCAUGUUGACAAAUUUCAAUGAACCCUGA